This is a messenger RNA of Hyposmocoma kahamanoa, 766 nucleotides long. RefSeq lists its product as uncharacterized. The record is from RefSeq and is a predicted model, not a curated record. Lineage: Eukaryota; Metazoa; Arthropoda; Insecta; Lepidoptera; Cosmopterigidae. The annotation marks the transcript as partial. The transcript has 2 exons.
AUGUCCUCACAAGUAAUACCACAUAGUAUGUACCGUCGAGAUUCAAACGAGGAAAAGCCUCUAGAAAUCGACCAAGAAUCGAACCCAGAUCCUUCAAUAAACAGCCGAUCAAACAGUCCGCAAAACAUGAAGUACUACAAAAACAUAGAUGAACAAAAAACCGUAUUGAACCAAAAUAAGAAAUCUUUUUGUAUUGACGCUUUAUUGUCGAAUAAAAUUGAACCAGAGACGAGUUUACAAGAGAGGAUAAACCAGCAAAAAUAUAUUCAGUUACUACAGAAUAAGAACUAUAUUACUCGUUAUCAAAAUGAUAAUUACGAAGCUCAAAUUGAACAUAAUACAAUUGACAAAUAUCAGAGGGAUAUGUCUCUGUCUGAUGCCAACGACCCACGGGAGACGGAAAGUCAAAAAUCAGGACAAAGCUCUCCUAGAAGUGUCAGUCCGGGAUCUGAUGAUGGAAACCGGAGUGGGAGUUACAGUCCACCGAUUUCGCCUGGAGUGGAAGGAGGGAAUGAGGAAUACGAAAGUAGCAACUAUAGACCUGCUAUAAUCCCAAAACCAGGACUUCUACCUCAAAACCCAGCGUUCGCAGCAGCACAAUCAGCAGCACUCUUCUACCCGCAAUUACCAGGACCUGGAGGUCCACCGCCGGGGACUCCUCUGCCUUCAGCCUUCCACCAUCCAGGGGAUAGAGUGCUCCAUCAUAUGCAGUUGGAAUGGCUGGCCAGGACCGGAAUGCUGUAUCAUAGAAUACCCGAGUUGGGAG